GCGGGAGGCUCCGGCAGUAGCGCCGGACAGGCGGGAGGCUCCGGCAGCGGCGCCGGACAGGCGAGAGGCUCCGGCAGCGGCGCCGGACAGGCGGGAGGCUCCGGACAGGCGGGAGGCUCCGGCAGCGGCGCCGGACAGGCGGGAGGCUCCGGCAGCGGCGCCGGACAGGCGGGAGGCUCCGGCAGCGGCGCCGGACAGGCGGGAGCACCUGCAGAGAGGAGACAGAGAGACAGCCUGGUGCGUGGAGCUGCUACAGGAGGCAGCGGCGCCGGACAGGCGGGACGCUCCAGCAGCGGCGCCGGACAGGCGGGAGGCUCCGGCAGCGGCGCCGGACAGGCGGGAGGCUCCGGCAGUGGCGCCGGACAGGCGGGAGGCUCCGGCAGCGGCGCCGGACAGGCGGGAGGCUCCGGCAGCGGCGCCGGACAGGCGGGAGGCUCCGGACAGGCGGGAGGCUCCGGCAGCGGCGCCGGACAGGCGGGAGGCUCCGGCAGCGGCGCCGGACAGGCGGGAGCACCUGCAGGGAGGAGACUGAGAGACAGCCUGGUGCGUGGGGCUGCCACAGGAACUACCAGGCUGGGGAGACUUUCAGGAGGCUUGGUGUUAGGAGGAGCCUGAAAGACCGGGCUGUGGGGGAGCACUGGAGCUCUGGUGCGCAACCUUGGCACCACUUCCCCAGGCUGGACAACUACUCGAGCCCGGACCCUCAAGAGUGCAGGCACAGGUUG
This is a messenger RNA of Oncorhynchus keta (chum salmon), 725 nucleotides long. RefSeq lists its product as uncharacterized. The annotation marks the transcript as partial. NCBI's taxonomy places the organism in Eukaryota, Metazoa, Chordata, Actinopteri, Salmoniformes, Salmonidae. The transcript has 2 exons. The record is from RefSeq and is a predicted model, not a curated record.